Molecule: messenger RNA, 1530 nt
Organism: Mucor velutinosus
Lineage: Eukaryota; Fungi; Mucoromycota; Mucoromycetes; Mucorales; Mucoraceae
Exons: 1
Coding region: 1-1530 (509 amino acids)
Source: RefSeq, a predicted model, not a curated record
AUGAUAAUCACCCAAUGCUUCCUUACACUCACCUUUCUUUCGUCUAAAUUGUUUUUAGGGCCUUUUAAACCCCGAAAACAACAUCAUCAAGCAGUAAAGAUCCAAACAAAACCGACAACAAACACAGCUACAACAAGCCAGUCAGGUCUGUCAAGCCAGCCGACACCUACCGUUACCUCCAACUCCCGUCUUACUUUAGCCAAACAGACGACAACCGGCAACCGAACCUCUAAACUUCCCGUUGCUUCUAGGAAGCGGCGCCACUCCACUAUCAAAGCUACCACGGUACCUUUACGUAGAUCACCGCGAAGCCAAGCACCUACUACUGACUUUAUGGACACUAUGAAUAUUGCAACACCCGUUGCUCCUGCACCUACAACCGCUCCCACCAGCUCCACUAUCAAUAUGGUCGUUGAGCCUUCCACUAAUGCGAUCAACCCACCUGCCUUCCUUGAAGGCAUGCACCCACCUAAACCAGACGAAAUCCAUCAGUCUCCCCUGAUGCCCACUUGGAUUCAGGAGAUCUAUUCACGUCUUGCCUCUGUCACCACUCACUUGCAGACUCACGACUCACAACUGGAACAGAACCAAGCUUUGAUCAAACAGACUCAAGAAUUGAUCAAAAAGAACCAGGAACUCCAACUGGCUUUGGAUAAAGCCCACCACGAGAUUGCGCAACUCAAGUCGGCUGCCAAUCAAACCUCGACACCUCCAUCUGCUACUACGCCGGUGCUCGAAAGGAGCUCCGAGGGUACCUCAGCCUCUCUAUGGGCAGAUAUGGCUGCCAAACCACCAGCGGAUGAAUCAGCUCCAGCCGUUACUAAACGCAAGGAAUCCAAGCCCAAGGCUUCCACAUCCACCAAACCAGCUCCCAAGGCCAAAGCCAAACGGCCAUUGACUUUAGAGCAGGUUAGCCGGUUCUACUCUCUUCCCUCGACGACCCACGGUUACCAAUUCCUGUACUUCACCUCUCGUGGACGUGAAGCCAUCUCGAAAGUCCGUGCGGGUUUCCAGGUGCUUGGUUUAUCUCAAAGCCGCAUUCUUGAUAUCCAUUACCCUACUAAUAACAUCAUUAGUUUCUUAGUUCACAACGACUAUGCCUCCACUGUCGUGGAAGCAAUGGCUCAACUCCCUGACUCUCAACGGAUUACCGACUUCGACCCUUGUGCACCCACCAUCCUUAGGGAUCCCAAGUACGCCAACCAUGCUGAUCCGCUCUUUUUGAAGUCUGAGGCGGCACGCAUUCACCAAGAACGUUUGCUCCGCAUGAUUAAACGCCUCAACACUCCCAACAUCAAAUUGGCCGUCGCUCGCGACUUCUGCUUCAAACGAAAAUGGAUAUCCGAGACUAUGUAUCAAACAUUUUACCGUGAGAUCUACCCUGCCAAGGCAUCCAAGACUGCCUCAUCUUCUUCAACGGAUGAUGUUAACAUGGAUGAUGCUCCUGCUUCUCAAGAUUCUACUUCCCAACCUGCUGCCUCCUCUUCCUCUAUUAGCCCAGCUGACGGCGUCUCAGCCCCCUUGGUCUAA